Molecule: messenger RNA, 906 nt
Organism: Abrus precatorius (Indian licorice)
Lineage: Eukaryota; Viridiplantae; Streptophyta; Magnoliopsida; Fabales; Fabaceae
Product: probable glutathione S-transferase
Exons: 2
Coding region: 98-757 (219 amino acids)
Biological process (GO): glutathione metabolic process
Cellular component (GO): cytoplasm
Molecular function (GO): glutathione transferase activity
Source: RefSeq, a predicted model, not a curated record
CUGCUCUAUAAAAGGCCAAGGCUUAGCCGGCCUUCUGCACUGCAAAUAAUUCCUGCUUAACCCUUAUUGAUCUUUCUUUGUUUUCCUUGAUCUAGCUAUGGCUGAUGAAGUUGUUCUUCUAGAUUUUUGGCCAAGUCCUUUUGGGAUGAGGGUCAGAAUUGCACUAGCUGAAAAGGGUGUCAAGUAUGAGUACAAAGAAGAGGACUUGAAGAACAAGAGUCCUUUGCUCCUCCAAAUGAACCCUGUUCACAAGAAAAUCCCUGUUCUUAUCCACAACGGCAAGCCCAUUUGUGAGUCUCUCAUUGCUGUUCAGUACAUUGAGGAGGUUUGGAAGGACAAAUCUCCAUUGUUGCCUUCUGACCCUUACCAGAGAGCUCAGGCUAGAUUCUGGGCUGAUUAUGUUGACAAGAAGGUAUAUGACCUUGGAAGGAAGAUUUGGAGCGCGAAAGGAGAGGAAAAAGAGACUGCCAAGAAGGAGUUCAUUGAAGUCCUUAAAUUGUUGGAGGAACAGUUAGGUGACAAGGCUUAUUUUGGAGGAGACAAUCUGGGAUUUGUGGAUGUAUCACUUAUUCCAUUCUACACUUGGUUUAAAGCGUAUGAGACUUUUGGCACCCUCAACAUAGAGAGUGAGUGCCCCAAGUUUAUUGCUUGGGCCAAGAGGUGCAUGCAGAAGGAGAGUGUUUCCAAGUCUCUUCCUGAUCAGCAUAAGGUCUAUGAGUUCAUUGUGGAGAUAAGAAAGAAGUUAGGCAUUGAGUAGGUUGAAGGCUUAAAUGGGCAUAGUGACGACGCACUGGUCUUUUGUUUAUGGUCUUGUUCACCUUCCAAUUAAAUAAUAGUUGUGUAAUAUAAAAAGCACUUGGAUGUGCCGAACUUUAUGCUUUCUAUAGGAUGUGUAGGUUUUGAAAA